This is a messenger RNA of Iphiclides podalirius (scarce swallowtail), 2331 nucleotides long. The record is from the annotation of a GenBank genome assembly. Lineage: Eukaryota; Metazoa; Arthropoda; Insecta; Lepidoptera; Papilionidae.
AUGAUAGACUUGUACUGCCACAAUACAGAAUCCUCAACUAUCUUAGAUUGUCUUAAGGUUCAUCAGCAAAAACCAGACUUUGAUGAAAAUUGUAAGAUUGUUAUUGUUAAUAGAUUGAUUGAACAAAACCUGGAUUACCGUUUCAAUAAUAAUUUGCAAAAUGCCUGCAAACCUGAUAUAAAAAAAUUCUGUUCAAGAGUUAUUGCAAUUGAACCACAAGAUGUUGAACUGCAAGGAAAAGUAUUAUAUUGUCUAAAAGAAAAGUUUAGAGAAUUUAAAUUGACUUCUUCAUGUGAAAAUGAACUGGCAAAUAUAUUGAAGGAACAAGCUUUAAAUUAUCGCCUUGAUCCAUUGCUUGGAAAAUUAUGUAAAGCUGAAAUACAAACAAUUUGUACUGCACCUAAAGACUCCAUUACAAAUUCUGAUGGACAGGUGGAGGAGUGUCUCAAAAAUGCAUUAUUAAAUCAUAAAAUAGUCUCAGCUGAAUGUGCACAGGAAGUAGCCCAGAUAAUAGAGGAGACUGAAGUUGAUAUUGAGGCAGAUCCAUUAUUAGAACGUGCUUGUGCAUUGGACCUAUUAAAAUAUUGUAAAGAACUGGAACAUGGAGCAGGAAGACGUCUUAAAUGUCUCAAGAUAAUUUUAAAUGAUAGUAAUAGGAAACUAGAUACAGAAUGUGAAAAACAAUUAUCCAGUCGUUUGGAAAUGUAUAAAUAUGUUGCUGCACAUCAUGCAGAAAAUUUGGUGAUAUUUUAUUUUUGGGUCGUUGUAUAUGGUUUUGAAGAAAACUUUGAGGCUGGUUUUGUAACUGUGGCUGUAGUAGCAGUAAUACAAAUUCUUAUUUGUCUAUGCUGUUAUUGGAGUGUUCAUAUACAAUGUUUUCUCUCCUGUUCAGCUGUUAAAGACCCAAUACAAGCAGAAAUUGUAAAAGUCGUCCCUACUUCUAAUAAUGGGUCUUCUGAAAUAGUAAGACUUCAUCACACAAAGUCUACAAAGAAGGGUAAUCUAAAUCCUGAUGUUUGGUUUAUAUUUCAAAAAAGUAAAUACAUUUAUGACUGGGAUAAAAAAAAGUUUCACCCAAUAGAAUUUCCUAUUAAUAAAACAUAUGAGGAGUAUGCAGAUUCUAAAGGUUAUUCAGAUGAUGAAUCUAUUGAGGUUGCAGAGAAAGAGUACGGCAAAAAUGAAAUGAUAAUGGCAGUCCCGGAAUUCAUGGAACUCUUUAAGGAAAGGGCAACAGCACCAUUCUUUGUUUUUCAAAAGGAAUUUGUUAUUAUUACAUUAAAGUCACUGGGCUAUGUCACCCUAAUGUGUGGAGAUGGUACUAAUGAUGUUGGAGCUCUAAAACAUGCUGAUGUGGGAGUGGCGAUAUUGGCGAACGCACCGGAGCGGCCGCGCGAACGGCAGCGGGAGGAACGGGUCGUCGAGCCGGAACCGCCGCGAAGAGUGGGCGGCCCGCGGCCGGACGCCCGCGCGGAGGCGCGCGCCGAGGCGGCCGCACGGCUGCGGAGGGCCAUGAAGAAGAUAGAAGAGGAAGACCAGCCGCAGCUGGUGCGCCUGGGCGACGCCAGCGUCGCCGCGCCCUUCACCAGCCGCCUGUCCAGCAUACUGUGCAUUUGUCACAUUAUCAAGCAAGGUCGUUGUACUCUGGUGACAACUCUACAGAUGUUCAAGAUCCUGGCAUUGAACGCACUCAUUUUGGCAUACAGCCAGUCAGUGCUGUAUUUGGACGGCAUCAAGUUCAGCGACACCCAGGCCACCCUGCAGAGCCUAUUGCUUGCAUCGUGUUUCCUCUUCAUUUCAAGAUCUAAGCCAUUAAAGCAGCUGUCGAAGGAGCGACCGCUGCCGAACAUUUUCAACAUGUACACUAUAAUGACUGUGCUGACGCAGUUCGCGGUGCAUUUCCUCUGUCUCGUGUAUUUAGUACGCGAGGCGACACUCCGUUCGCCAGACAGAGACAUGAAGCCGAAACUAGACAUGGAUCUGGCGGAGGACGAGGAACGCGAGUUUGCCCCAGACCUACUCAACAGCACAGUCUAUAUAAUUUCAAUGGCACUUCAAAUAUCGACGUUCGCAAUUAACUACAGGGGCGAGCCGUUCAUGGAAGGUUUGCGAGAGAACAAGCCGCUCCUAUACAGCAUCGUGGUGUCCGGCGGUGCCGUGCUGGCGCUGGCCGCCGGCAUCUUUCCAGAACUGUCCAACAUGUUCGAGAUCGUUUAUUUCCCGCCGGAUUACCGGCUGAUUGUUGUGCAAGUGCUCGUGGCGGACAUGGUGUUCGCGUACUUCGCGGACCGCGUCUGCCUGCUGCUGUUCGGAGAGGGCGGCGCGAGGGCGACG